AUGCAAACAGCGGAUGGAUUCGGACUUGAUGGAGGUCCGCCAGUGGGGGCAAUGCCUCCGCCUGGCUCACGUCUGGCCAAAUACUUAGGAAGCGGCAACCGAGCAGGAGGAAAGGUAGUGCUUGACACCUUCGUUGCAAAUGUUCCUACAUUCAUACCUCAAUUUGCCCAACUUGGCCUUGGUGACAUGCAACAACCGCCACCGCCAGGAAAACAGACGGGCACCCAUACACCGUUCACACCACAUCGAGCAACGCCAACUUUUCAUCCUGGUCCGUUCCUUUUGUUUAGCAUUUAUUCAACCAAGUUGUGGAAUUCGGCUUCUAAUGCCUCAUCUCCAGCCAAUCAAGCUGAGGCGCUGGCUCUUUAUCAGGAAAAUCAUGGAGGGACGACUUAUUUCUAUCCACAUCAGCAGCCGCCACAAACAUUAAGUACGCCUGAUUCGGCUACUGGAAGCACUCGUGUUAGUAGUGCACCGUUACACGAGCAAGUAGUCCCAGAGAAUCAUACCGUUGUUAACACCAACGGCAGUUUCUCCUAUCAAGGUCCAGUGCCACACAUAGGCAAAUUUCGCCCAAAAAGUGUGGCUAGUAACAACAUGGCUCAGUUUAUCUCACCUGACGUGAAAAUGGAACUAGUUCAUCGGCAACUCGCUAUGGAAGCUCGAGCCGACCCACUGGUCUAUCCUGAUUUACCGCAACAAGUGGAGCACUUCAAUCAACUGGUCCCAUUGGAACAAAUAAAUCAACACCAUGCUACCCAGUCCGUGUUCAAGGCGGUUUCUAUUCGCGAUGGUGUUACGUAUUGUAUUAGGAGAUUACACGGCUUCCGUAUUUCUUCUCCGAAACAACUGCAACCGUUAGAGACGUGGAAGAAGUUAGUUAAUGUCAAUGUCGUACAACUGCGAGAAGUAAUUGCCAAUUGCAAAGCUUUCGGUGAUAGUUCCGUGAUUCUCGUCUAUGACUAUCAUCCUCUGGCGGAUUCGUUGAAGACUCGACAUUUCGGUCGGAUGCUUGGUAGCGGUUUCAUCGAUGGAAUAACUGGAGCCAAAAUGUCAAGUCAACUCUCUGGACACGCAUCGAAUCAAAUGCAGCAGGGAGCUGGAGUAGUUGAGUGGUUGCUGUGGUCGUAUGUGAUUCAGCUCUCAUCUGCUUUGCGAGCCGUUCAUGCUAAUGGUCUCGCAUCCAGAUGUGUAGAUCUAUCGAAAAUCCUUGUUCACGGCAAAAGCAAGAUCCUGUUGAGUUGCGGUGGAGUCGCCGAUCUUCUUGCUCCCGACACCCAAGUGCAACAGUUGCAGAUGGAAGAUCUUCACGCUCUUGGUCGGGUUCUUCUUGCCUUAGCAACUGGCAACGCUUUUUCGGCUCGCCGAGACCUUGUCCAGCAGAGCAUGACAUACGUCACGAAUCAUUACAGCAGCGAUAUGAAAAAUCUCAUAAGUUUCCUUCUUUCUUCUUCACCGUCGGGUCGUAAAUCAAUAAAUGAGAUUAUGCCAAUGAUUGGAGCACGUUUUUAUGCGCAACUGGAGACAGCUCAAAUGCGAAACGACAUGCUUGAGAAUGAGCUCAGCAAG
Ostertagia ostertagi is the source of this 1569-nucleotide messenger RNA. Lineage: Eukaryota; Metazoa; Nematoda; Chromadorea; Rhabditida; Trichostrongylidae. The record is from the annotation of a GenBank genome assembly.